Talaromyces rugulosus is the source of this 789-nucleotide messenger RNA. RefSeq lists its product as uncharacterized. The transcript has 2 exons. Gene Ontology annotation, molecular function: DNA binding; zinc ion binding. NCBI's taxonomy places the organism in Eukaryota, Fungi, Ascomycota, Eurotiomycetes, Eurotiales, Trichocomaceae. Gene Ontology annotation, biological process: DNA-templated transcription. The coding region runs from base 1 to 789 and encodes 262 amino acids. The record is from RefSeq and is a predicted model, not a curated record.
AUGAUUCUCUUAUUGAGACAACUGCUACGCGUCGCCUCCAGGAUCGAAUCGGAACUAGAAGUCGUGAACCAGCGCCUGGACUACAUCACCAGUCUGCUCGAAAAGCAUCCGGGACCGGUGCAAGAACCCCACGAAGAUGUGGCCGCGCUCAGCUCUCAUGAAGAUUCUCCAUUUCGGCUGCUCGCAACCAGCUCCAUCAUGGUAGUGUUGGAACUCGAGCCUGAUUUCUCCCAAAACCUCAUCCGGCUCGAGAGAAUCAACUUCCUUACGGGCUCAACGAGCGGCACCGACGCACGACUCUUCUUCGUUCCCCACCAGCAGGCUGUGACGGUACUGGCCGCUUUUUCGGAGCGCAUCCAUAUCUAUUAUCCAAUCCUAGCAUCAGACUUCUCGGAGGAAUACUUCCGGGUCCUGUCUGAGCCUCUCACGCCAUCGUGCCAGUCAUGUUUAGUUCUUCUGGUGGCUGCUAUCGGCUGUGUGGCACAUGAUCCCACAUCAGACCGCGAGAACCCAUUCUUUACAGCUGCUCUCUCAUCACUGCCGCUGGUUGUUGCGGAAUGCUCUCUAGUUUCUGUUCAAUGCCUGGUCUUCUUGAGCAUCCAUUACGCUUGCCUUCUCAAACCCUGCCAGGCUCAUGAUUACUGCCUAGUGGCGUCGUUUAAGAUCCAGAACCUCUUUAAAAGUGGUUUACAAGGUACAGAUCCAGAUGUACUUGAAUUGACCCACCGAGCGUACUGGGCGAUUCUGUUACUGGAGAGGCAAGUCGCUUGCACAAAUAGGCACUCCUGA